Molecule: messenger RNA, 1619 nt
Organism: Amoebophrya sp. A25
Lineage: Eukaryota; Dinophyceae; Syndiniales; Amoebophryaceae
Source: the annotation of a GenBank genome assembly
UCGAAACAUCGGGGACGUGGAAAAGGCAAUUGAACGAACAAUCCAAGACCACAACCCGAGGAAAGCAAAGCCUUUCCUACCGGGUACGAAGCUCGAGGCGCUAAAGGCAAAAGACCAAAAAAUGGUCCUCCUUUGGGCGCUAUCGGGAUUGCGGGGCGACAGCAUCGCGGCGGUGGACGACACGGACAUCUCCAAAAAAGGAGACGUGUGGCGCAUCCACAUAUCCGAAGACAAAAUCCGCAAACAACGCGGUAGGAUAAUAGAAAUCCACUGCAAUUGCGACACCAACGCAAAAACAGUUGGUGCACGAAAUCGCUUUUGCCCGAUGCACGGCGAAGGCGCUGUUAUGAGAUCUGAUUUCCCAUUAGGCAAGGCCAGGAUAAGUAGCUUGGCGAAGGGAGAAACAUAGUCGAUCCACCACUACAGUCAAGUAGGCAUUCAUAUGGGCCCUGAAACAGUGACACCAAAGCGAACCAAACAAGACCAAAGGUCGCACCCCGUCCACCCGGAGGGAGUCAGAUGCUUACUAUGACCUAGGGCUUCUCAGAACUGCCUGAUACUCAGCAGUAGUGCCUAUCCUUAUUUUUUUUUUUUUCCAACAGCUACAGCCCGAAGACUAAUAGCACUGCCUGAUACUCAGCAGUAGUGAACCAACUUUUUCGCUAUAGAUUCGAGAGGAAAAACCAAGGCCAUUAUAACCAAGGCACUGCCUGAUACUCAGCAGUAGUGUUAACCACACCCAUAGGAGCAGCAACAGAGAGCAGAUACACCCAAGGUCGCGCUGCCUACGCUUAGCCAGGACCAUAGCUCAAACAUGGAGAAACUCAGACUAAUCUCAGUAAAAGCACACCCAAGUCACUAACUAAGCCCCUCAGCAAGGACAUUAGUCUGAGCAACCCCCACAGCACCCUUAACAUCAAGCUUAAACUCCAACAGCCACCAACAGCGCCACCCUCGGGUUGAGCGAAGACCUCUUUCAAACACGGAGAGGCGUCUACCGAACAGCUUCCACCGACCAGCUACUAGUUCUUCUACGGGGUUUUUGUACACUAGUAGCAGCACAGGAACAUCGCAGCCAUUUAGACCGAGUUUUUUCUCUCACUUUAGGCUAGUCAAGUGCCCACUUGCAAGACGUACGCUUCGUAACGUAAGCCACUACCUUUUCUAACAGGACACCACCCAGCUAAGAGAGAGCCACGGCACCCACCUGUAGAAUAGAGGCACCACCGAAGACACAAGCACACUUACUACCGAGCGUUCAGACAAGGGCAGACUAAACUCUGACCGAAAGAGUUACGGCACACUGCACAGCUGCAGGAGAAGACUCGCAUUGGCAACGCGACGCGAGUGGGAGCAAGGGAAAAUCUCCGUGAAGGAGGAUGAAUUCCUCACCCACAUGGGCUGGGAACAGUCCAGCAAAAUGUGGGACGAGUACACAGCCGACCACAAAACGUGGGAGGCUUCGGAAUUCAUCCCGCUGCACGGAUUGCGCAGGCGGUGGCCCUCGGGGGGGGGUCCACCCCCGCGCGUUUUCGUGCAGCCCAAGGCGGUCCAAGAGGACACCUUGGUCAAGCGGACGAUCAAGAUCACCCCCAAGCAGAAGCUACAGAAGAAAGGGC